Messenger RNA from Miscanthus lutarioriparius, 297 nucleotides. NCBI's taxonomy places the organism in Eukaryota, Viridiplantae, Streptophyta, Magnoliopsida, Poales, Poaceae. The record is from the annotation of a GenBank genome assembly.
AUGAGAAUGAGAACCUACCAUGGAGCACUGCUCCUCGUCCUUGCCAUGGUGAUGGCGAUGCUGUCAACAGGGAUCUGCACAGCACCGGUGCCAGCGCCGACGCCGGCGCCGAGCUCGGAGGAGUCCCCGACGACGAAGCACACGUGUUUGAAGGUCCUCGCCGACAGCGGCUGCGACCGCAAGGCGUGCCACGGCAACUGCUUCAUCAAGCUCAAGGGCAAUGGAGUGUGCCUCCGCGACGUGUGCUGGUGCUCGUACACCUGCACAUCGCUGCUGCCGCCGCCGCCGGCCCGGUGA